Symbiodinium natans is the source of this 1563-nucleotide messenger RNA. Lineage: Eukaryota; Dinophyceae; Suessiales; Symbiodiniaceae. The record is from the annotation of a GenBank genome assembly.
AUGCUUGGCCUGGUGCGUCUCUUGCGUCUCGUGCUGGCGCUGUCUGUGCUUAGGCCAAUCUUGGGCUGCAACGGCGCAGAUGCCUUCUGCGACCUUCCCUUGUCCAAAUACACCUUUCCUGGAACGCACAACUCCAAUUCAUACAACUUGGACAUCCCAGAGAUCAUUCCGGACGACAUACCUGGUGUGGACGUCAACGAAGUGCUAAGGUGCUUUUUUGAAAACCAUGACUUGUCUCCCGUGCAGCAACUGAAUGUCGGCAUCCGCAGCUUCAUGGUAGAUCUUUGUGAUCGUCCAAAUACGUCAGCCCUAUUCAAUUGCCACGGGCAACAGGGCGCAAGGGCUUGGGGAGGCAACUUCGCGGAUGACGUGGAUGGCAUGCAGAAGUGGUUGACCAUCAACCAGCGUGAGCUCAUCGCCGUGGCACCCGAUGACAUGCAUACAGGCUCGGAUGGAAACCAGCGCUGGCUCGAUCUGAUGGGAAGCCAGUUUGGAGGUCCUUGCCUGGAAAUAGGUGAAGCGACAGAUGUAUCAACUUGGUCCCGGCGCAGCCAGGUGUCAUGUGCUGUGCUGGUUGGCCGGCCCAACGAUAAUGUCACAAUGGGUGCUCUCGUGAAUAACAACCUACGCGCAGUCAUUUUUCAGCGAGAUUGGCGGAGCCUCUUCUACAGCACAUAUGGAGAUGUCCAUCCAGGGGCCACCUCUCAAAAGCUGCUGGAUGACUUAGUGGCCUAUGGCGAGGGCAACAAGCCGAUGACGCCCAACACGUUGUUCUUGUUCCAAAUAUUCGGUUCAGCCAAGAUACCAGACUUCAGCUUGUACAAGGCCUGCCCCGACCCGAUUUGCAAGGCAGCUGCGCUCGUUCGAAUCAAGGACGAGCUGAGGCUGGACUGUGUCAAGCAGAUGGCGACCGGGUUCCACACAGACCUGAUGCAGGACGACACGCAUGCACAUGAGUUCUCCACAGGAGAGGCAUGCCCAGAACAUGCCUGCGGAUGUUUGGGAUACAGGUCGCCCAUUGAAGUGGUGCACCAGAAGCUUCUGCAAAAUGGACAUGCUGUCCAGAGCAUCUAUGUCGACUACCCUGAGGUGGGGGAGAGAAGCAGCGUAGCACAGGUCGUUGUACGAAUGAAUGAGGCAAACCUUCGCCAUUUCCGUGGUGAGGAGGAGCCCGGUGCGGAUUGGUGGUCUUGCCACUGGCAGCCGAUUGCCGCAAUUACCGUGCCCUUGACAAUGCUUGGCCUGUGUGGCCUCUACUUGUUCCUGGCCGUUCGCUACCCAAAAAAGUAUGGUGUGUGGUUCUGGAAAGAGUGGCAGGCGUACCAAGUUCGGAAUGAAAGGAGGAAGGAAGGCAGGGCAAGGGGGCGUGAAGAAGCACGAGCCUACUUGCAUGAGGAUGGUCGUGCAGGGGACAUGUCAAUUCCUCAGCAGAUUCCACCCAUGGUGGUUGCCCCUAGUGCUGGAUAUGCUCAGAGCAACGGGUAUGCUCAGAGCCAUCAAAAUCCCCAACACUUUCAAACCAGCUACCAGGGAAACUUCCAAAAGUUUGCGGACACAGAGUGA